AUGGCAAGAAAUAACAACUUGAGGUCUAAUCGGGGUGCACGAUCCUCUCAAUUGGUAUCAGAGCAGCAGGAAGCUGAAGCUGGUGCUGAUGAAUUCUUGGAUGAUCAGGAAGGAGCGGAUGCUGAAGAUAUUGUUUCAGAGGAGAAAAUUGCUCGAUUAGAAGAUGCUGUCCUUCGAAAUAGUUCCUUCUGCAAUCAACAGGAAUCAUUCAACCAGAAACUCUCAGCAAGGAUGGAUGAUCUCCAGCUCCAACUAUCUUCAAAAAUGGAGAUUAUUAUGCAAGAGAUCAAGAACCUCAAGAGUCCAGACCAAGGAACUCUGGGAACUGGCUCAAGAGAAGGGAGAGAGAAAACAAGGACAGGAGCUGGGGAAUCUAACAGGAAUGAUCAAAGCAAUGGAUAUCUUCCUCCACAUCGAAGAAAUGUUGAAUUCAGUGGAGAAUUUCAAUCUAUUAGCAGUUUUGGUAACUCCUCAACUCAGAGAAACUCCUUCUUUAGUAAUCAAAAACUUGUUCAACCAAAGUCUUUGCGUUUGGAUUUUCCCUCUUUUUCUGGGGCUGAGGAUGUUAUCGCUUGGUUAGAACAAACCGCACAAAUCUUUGAAUAUUAUGAUAUUAAAGAAGAUGAAUGGGUCAAGGUCUGUUCCUUUUACCUAAGGGGUGAGGCUUUACAGUGGUAUAGGUGGCUUACAAGAAAUAUUGAUAAUUAUCAGUAUUGGUCUGUCUUUAAAGAGGAAUUAAUGACAAGAUUUGGCCCUAGUGAACUGUCAAGGCCAUAUGAUGUUUUCUCAACUAUGAAACAAACUUCCACUGUUAGAGAGUACCUGGGGAAAUUUGAACAAACCUUAGGGUUACUGGAGGAUCAACCCUCUAGAAGGCACAUCCUUGAGAGAUUUAUAGGAGGGUUGAAGGAUGAGCUUAGGUUUGAGGUUGCAGCUGGCAGACCUUCUUCUUUGAAGGAAACAGUGUCAUUAGCCAAGCUAUUUGAAGACAAACAAAGAAAUGAAAAAAGAAGUAAAGGGAAUUGGAAUGUUUUUAAUCAAGGAAAUUCAUAUAAUCGUACCCUUCCUGAAGUGCCUGUACAAGACAAAUCAAAAUUUCCUCAGUUCAAGAAGCUUACACCUGAAGACAUACAAAAGAAGAGGAGUCAAAAUCAUGAAAAAUGGCACAGAGGACAUCAGGGUAAAGGUAAGCAUAUAUUCAUCUUAGAAGGAGUCUUAGAAUGUGGAACUGAGGAAGAGAUAGAAGAUCAUGGGUGCAAUGAUCAAGAAGACCUGGCCAUUGAAUUGGCUGAAAGUCUGGUAAGAGGAGCUCCUUCUAUCUCAGUCCAAGCUCUUAGUGGAAUCACAGCCUCCCAUACCAUCAGAGUUGUGGGGUAUUACAAGAAUCAAGCCAUCAGCAUCCUGAUUGAUUCUGGUUCUACACAUAAUUUCGUCAAUUCAAAGUUAGUUAAGAGACUUGGAUUACCAGUGACAGAGUAUAGCAAUUUUGAUGUUCUUGUUGCAAGUGGAGAGUUAAUUAAGGGAGAUGGGGUGUGCCAAGGGGUGUCAUUGGAUUGUCAAGGAGUGAGCAUUCAAGUAAAUCUGUUAGUGAUGCCAUUGGGAGGUAGUCAGAUUGUGUUAGGGGCAGAUUGGAUGAAAACCUUAGAAGAUAUCACCUUGAACUUCAAAAAGUUGCAGGUAACAUUCUUAUGUGAAGGAGUAAAGAGAACUCUACAGGGAAUAAUACCAGGAGAGUUACAAUUGGUUAGUGAGAAAGAUAUUGCUAAGUCUGUUAGGGAGCAAAAAGAAGGAUACUUAAUUCAAUUAUGCAGUGUAAAUUUGCAAGAACCUGUUUCAGGAGCUAUUCAUGAAGAAUUACCUGCAGAUAUCAACAGCUUGGUACAAGAGUUUGAUGUUAUAUUCCAAGAACUACCACAUCUCCCUCCUGCUAGAGAGAUUGAUCAUAAAAUUCCCUUGGAAACUAGAACAAAACCAGUAUGCAUUAGACCUUAUAGGCAUGCACAUUUCUUGAAAGAAGAAAUUGAGAAACAGAUUGAAGAGAUGCUGGAAAAAGGGAUCAUCAGACACAGUCAUAGCCCUUUCUCCUCACCAGUAGUGAUGGUCAAAAAAUCUGAUGGGAGCUAG
Messenger RNA from Asparagus officinalis (garden asparagus), 2124 nucleotides. RefSeq lists its product as uncharacterized. Lineage: Eukaryota; Viridiplantae; Streptophyta; Magnoliopsida; Asparagales; Asparagaceae. The coding region runs from base 1 to 2124 and encodes 707 amino acids. The record is from RefSeq and is a predicted model, not a curated record. The transcript has a single exon.